GCCACCCGUUCAUCAUGACCGUGGGUGACCCCCAGUGCCCCAUCCCAGUGCCAUCCCAGUGCCAUACUGGUUCCAUACUGGUCCCUAACUGGUCCCAUACUGGUCUCCCCCCAGGCCACCCGUUCAUCAUGACCGUGGGCUGCGUGGCGGGGGACGAGGAGUCCUACGAGGUGUUCAAGGAGCUUUUCGACCCCGUGAUCCAGGACAGGCACGGGGGGUACAAACCCACGGACAAGCACAAAACUGACCUCAACCACGAGAACCUCAAGGGGGGCGAGGACCUGGACCCCAAGUACGUUCUGAGCAGCAGGGUGCGCACGGGCCGCUCCAUCAAGGGGUACUCGCUGCCCCCCCACUGCAGCCGGGGCGAGCGCCGCGCCAUCGAGAAGCUCUCGGUGCAGGCCCUGAACAGCCUGGACGGGGAGUUCAAGGGCCGGUACUACCCCCUGAAGGCGAUGACGGAGCAGGAGCAGCAGCAGCUCAUCGACGACCACUUCCUCUUCGACAAGCCCGUGUCCCCCCUGCUGCUCGCCUCGGGCAUGGCCCGCGACUGGCCCGACGCCCGCGGCAUCUGGCACAAUGACAACAAGACGUUCCUGGUGUGGAUGAACGAAGAGGAUCACCUCAGGGUCAUCUCCAUGCAGAAGGGAGGCAACAUGAGGGACGUUUUCCGCCGCUUCUGCGUCGGCCUCAAGAAGAUCGAGGAGAUCUUCAAGAAGGCCGGGCACCCCUUCAUGUGGACCGAGCACCUGGGCUACAUCCUGACCUGCCCCUCCAACCUGGGCACGGGGCUGAGGGGAGGGGUCCACGUCAGGCUGCAGCACCUCAGCCAGCACCCCAAAUUCGAGGAGAUCCUCAAGAGGCUCCGCCUGCAGAAACGGGGCACAGGGGGGGUGGACACGGCUGCGGUGGGCGCGGUGUUCGACAUCUCCAACGCGGACCGCCUGGGUUUCUCGGAGGUGGAGCAGGUGCAGAUGGUGGUGGACGGAGUGAAGCUGAUGGUGGAGAUGGAGAAGAAGCUCGAGCAGAAGCAGCCGAUCGACGACAUGAUCCCCGCGCAGAAAUAG
This is a messenger RNA of Myiozetetes cayanensis, 1067 nucleotides long. Its product is annotated as creatine kinase M-type-like. Gene Ontology annotation, biological process: phosphocreatine biosynthetic process. The record is from RefSeq and is a predicted model, not a curated record. The annotation marks the transcript as partial. The transcript is spliced from 6 exons. Lineage: Eukaryota; Metazoa; Chordata; Aves; Passeriformes; Tyrannidae. Gene Ontology annotation, molecular function: creatine kinase activity.